This is a messenger RNA of Archocentrus centrarchus (flier cichlid), 896 nucleotides long. RefSeq names its product RAB32a, member RAS oncogene family (gene rab32a). Gene Ontology annotation, molecular function: GTPase activity; GTP binding. Gene Ontology annotation, cellular component: Golgi apparatus; phagocytic vesicle; late endosome. NCBI's taxonomy places the organism in Eukaryota, Metazoa, Chordata, Actinopteri, Cichliformes, Cichlidae. Bases 160 to 801 code for a protein of 213 amino acids. Gene Ontology annotation, biological process: endosome to lysosome transport; phagosome-lysosome fusion. The transcript has 3 exons. The record is from RefSeq and is a predicted model, not a curated record.
GAGGAGUGAAAAGGAGAAUUAGAAAAGUUGGGGGGGAACUAGAGCACUUUCUGUUGCAUCUGGUCCUCAGCUCUAACUUCCAUCGCUCCUCGCAGGACUAUCUAUAUGAGCGAGAAAGCAGACGUUGCCUGAGUUUUGAGAAAAGCUGUCAGUUUCAGCAUGGCCGGGGGCUCGGUGUCUGAGUGCAAGGAGUACUUAUUUAAAGUGCUGGUGAUCGGGGAGCUAGGCGUGGGCAAAACCAGCAUCAUCAAACGCUAUGUCCAUCAACUUUUCUCGCAACACUACAGGGCGACGAUCGGAGUCGAUUUUGCACUCAAAGUUAUCAACUGGGACAGCAAAACGCUGGUCAGGUUACAGCUGUGGGAUAUCGCAGGUCAAGAGCGAUUUGGGAACAUGACGCGGGUGUACUACAAAGAGGCCGUGGGGGCAUUUGUGGUGUUCGAUGUAACAAGGGGCUCCACAUUUGACGCUGUGUCCAAGUGGAAGCAUGACCUAGACAGUAAGGUGAAGCUGGCUAACGGCAACCCCAUCCCCUCUGUGCUGCUUGCCAAUAAAUGCGACCAGAAGAAGGAGGACUCCAACAACACAGCUCUAAUGGACAAUUUCUGCAAAGAAACUGGCUUUCUGGGCUGGUUUGAAACCUCGGCUAAGGACAACAUCAAUGUGGAUGAGGCUGCACGUUUCCUGGUAGAGAAUAUCUUGGCUAACGACAAAGGUUUGCCAUAUGAGGAGAGCAAUGGAGACCGGAUCAAACUGGACCAGGAGACUGUGGCUGCUGAGAGCAAGUCAGGCUGCUGCUAACACUCAAUCCAUUCACAUUAGCCUCCCUUUGGCACCCAUCCAGCCUGUGGCUCCUGCUCUCUAUUGCAGCCUUGGAGGUUUUUUUUUUUUUUUUU